Messenger RNA from Racocetra persica, 428 nucleotides. The record is from the annotation of a GenBank genome assembly. NCBI's taxonomy places the organism in Eukaryota, Fungi, Glomeromycota, Glomeromycetes, Diversisporales, Gigasporaceae.
GCAUGUGUGAACAACAAUAUAUUUGGUUGAGAGAGUUGGGUAGUUCAUGCCAGUUAUGUGGAGCCCAAGUCAAUGAUUCUGAUCGAUAUCAAUAUUUGAUUUGGGAGUUCAAAAGAUUAUGUUGUAGACCCUGCUUGUCUAUAAAAACCGCAAGCUUUGAAGACUUACGAAAUAAUAUUCCCGAAGAAGUACUUUCUUGCCUUCCUAAUAUUAAUGAUAUAAAGCCUUCAAACUUUUUUGAUAGUUGUCUUGUUACUUUACCUGGCAUUCGGUACCAAAAUCCAUAUUAUUGGACGACUGAUGUUUAUAAAGCUUAUCGUGAAUAUCAUGCAUUGAAUGCCAAUGAGAGAGAAAAAUGGGUCGAGAAAGAAAAGCAGAGGUUGAAGAAUUUAAUCGCUCUAUUGAUGAAAUUAAAUCAAAGGAUAUGA